Molecule: messenger RNA, 3822 nt
Organism: Aspergillus luchuensis
Lineage: Eukaryota; Fungi; Ascomycota; Eurotiomycetes; Eurotiales; Aspergillaceae
Product: M protein repeat protein
Exons: 2
Coding region: 1-3822 (1273 amino acids)
Biological process (GO): Golgi vesicle transport
Cellular component (GO): Golgi apparatus
Molecular function (GO): small GTPase binding
Source: RefSeq, a predicted model, not a curated record
AUGGCGUCCACAGAGGAACCUGUCACCCCAGUUGCUCCUGCGGAGGUGGAGCCGGAGAUCGUGCCCCCUGCGACUCCAGUCGAUUCGACCAUCCUCUCGGGCAGCGAGGAGCCAGUCACGAGCCCGGAUGUCUCCAAGGACAAGGAGAACGUCAAGGCCUCUCCGGUCAAGAAAAGUCCCUCCUCCACGACCAGCACUAGGCGUCCCUUGUCUGGAUCGACCACCACCACCACCACUAAGCGUCCCACUUCCAUGUCCGGGCCUUCCAGAACUACAACUUCGGCCACACGCUCCGCCGCGACCAACGGCAGCACCCUGAACAGGCCUCCGACCCGGCCCGCGACUACCACCACGGUCCGCAAGCCCCUGAGCUCUACCACCACCACCACAGCCGGCCAUCGGUCGCGCGCCUCCGUCAGCAGCUCCGCAGACGAAAAGUCCCACCGGUCGGUGGCCAGCUCCGGAGAUGAGAAGCGAGGCAUCUCCAGCACAGCCGCCAAGCGCAUGUCGCUGGUUGGUACCUCGGCCACGAGAGCACCCGUCAAGUCCACUACUUCCACUCUGGACCGACGUUCCAGCAUUGCGGGCUCGACUACGGCGGAGAAGAGAACAUCUACCACUCGCCCUAGCACGGCCUCCACGGUGCGGCCCCUGACCAAGCCGGCGACCACCACCUCGACUUCUCGUCCGACUACUUCCUCCUCCGCUACUACUCGUACCACCACCAGACCCACGUCUACGGUGACGAGGCCAGCGACGACCGCCUCCAAAAGGUUGAGCACCGCCCCCAAGGGUGCCGAGGAAGACUCGGAGAAGUUGCAGUCACUUCAGACCAAGCUGGCCGAGAGCGAAGCCACGGUGACUAGCCUGAAGGCGGAUUUGGAUGCAGUCAACCUCAAAUUGACCGAGCUGUCUCUGGCCCCGAACGAUUCCUCCGAGAAUGCCGAUGAGGCCACCAAGGCGCUCCGUGAGCAGCAUACCGCCGAAAUCGAACAGCUGACCGCUGUCCAUCAGGAGCAGCUGCAGGCGUUGCGUGCCCAGUUGGAAGAUGUCGAGGCGAAGCACAAGGAGCUGGAGGAGAAGUCGGUCAAGGAAUUGGAUGACGCCGCCAAGUCCGCUGCGGCUCAGGGUGAUGACCAGACUGCUGCGGCCCUGGAGGAACUGAAGCAGUCGCACCAAGCCCAACUGGAAGCGCUGGAGAAGGAUCUCGCCGAGCAGAAGGCAGCAGCUGCCGGAUAUGCCGAGCAAGUCGACUCUUUGAAGGCCGAGCUUGACCUGCAGAAAGGCCAGCUGACCGAGGCGAGUGCCAACCUGGACAAGACCCUUGCGAAACUGGAAGAUCUCCAGCGCGAGCUCAAUGGACGUGACCAGGUGGUCGAAAACCUGCACAUGGAAAUGGACCGGCUGGACCAAGCCAAGCAGCAGGAGAUUCGGGCCGCCGAGGAGGCUGCCAAGCAUGCCAUUCUAGCCCUGGAGGACAAGGUGACAUCGCUCGAAAGCCAGCUUGCCGCUGCGGGUUCUGCGACCAGCGAAGGUAACGAAGAGACGGCCGCCCGCUUGGCCGAGAAAGACCAGGAGAUUGCCGACCUCAAGGACGCGUUGGAGAAGGCGCACGUGGAACUGGAGCAGGGCCGCCAGGAUGCGGAAGCCCAGAUCGCAGAGAAGACCAAGGAGCUGGAGGCCGCUCAUGAGGCCGCCGUUGCUCAGCUCAAGGCCGAACAUGAGGAGACCCUGGCUGCCGCUGUUGAGGGCAAGGUUGGCGACAAGGUCAAGGAGCUUGAAGCUGCUCAUGAGGCUGCAAUUGCGGAACUGAAAGCCGCCCAUGAGCAAGCCCUCUCUGCGGCCGCUGAAAGUGGACUGGGCGACAAGGUCAAGGAAUUGGAAGGCACCCACGAGGCCGCCAUUGCCCAACUCAAGGCUGAACAUGAACAGGCCCUGACUGCGGCGAUCGAGAGCAAGGUCGGCGAGAAGCAGAAGGAGCUCGAAGCCGCUCACGAGGCCACGAUCGCGGAUCUCAAGGCUAGUCACGAACAGGCACUUUCUGCGGCUGCUGAGAACGGGCUUGGCGACAAGGUCAAGGAGCUGGAAGCAUCUCACGAGGCCGCCAUUGCCCAGUUGAAGGCUGCCCAUGAGGAGGCGUUGGCUACUGCCGCUGCAGCUCACGCGCAGGAACUCGCCGCUGCGAAGGAGGCCGCUGAGUCCGCUGGAACCUCUCACUCCCAGCAACUCGAGGAACUCCGUGCGAAGCUCGAGGAGGCCGAGUCCGCUGCUGCCGAGGACAAGGAGGAGCUGAUUGCCGAGCUUGAUGCUGCCCACCAAGCCGAGAUGCAUGCUCUGAACCAGAGACUAGAGGCUACCGAGCAAAACCUUGCGGAGGCCCGUCAAGCUCUCGAGAACGGCAACAGCUCUGCUCAGGACGUUGCCAUUCAGGAGAUCGAGUCCCUCAAGGAGAAGGUCGGGGCUCUGGAGUCCCAGCUCUCCACCGGACAGGGCGAGAUCAAGUCUCUACAGGACGAGAUCCAGAGCAAGCAAGGGCAGGCGGAGGCGCUGCAGCAGAGCCUGGAUGCCUUCGAGGACAAGACCAAGGCCAAGGAUGCUGAGCAGGAAAGCCAGCUCAAGUCUUUGGAAGAGAAGGCCGCCGUUGCCGGCCGGGAGCUGGAGGAGAAGGUCAAGGAAGCCGCUGUUGUUGCCGAGCAGCACGCACAGGCGCUCGAGUCCCUGAAGGCCGAGCACGCCGUCGCGCUCGAGAAUGUCAAGACCAAUGCUAGCGGUUCCCACGAGCAGGCGCUUAGCGAGCUGCAGGCCAAGUAUGAGGCGUCCAUGUCCACCCUCCGUGACAUGGAGUCCAAGCACGCUGAGCAUAUCGAGUCUCUUGAGGCCGAGCUCCGGUCCGCUCUUCAGCGCCAUGCCCAGGAGAUCGCGGAGCAUACCGAGACCCGUGCUAAGGAGGUUGCCGAGCUUCAGCAGCAGCAUGAAGAGGCCAAGGCCCAGUUCCAGGCUGAACUGCAAUCCCUCCAGACUUCUCGGUCCGCUGAAACUGAUGCUGAGCACAGCAAGGCGAUCGAACAGCUCCUGACCAUUCAAGACGAGAAGCUUUCUGGCCUUCGGGCUGAUCUGGAGGCCACCAACCAGGCCAAGAUCGAGGAGCUUCAGAAGACUCACGACGCCGCCCUUGCGGAGGUCCACGCCCAGCUGGCCGAAGCUCACGCCGCCGCUCAGGAUGUUUCGGUCCUUGAGAGUCUGAAGCUGACCAUUGCUGAUCUGGAGAAGAAGCUGAACGAAGCCGAGCAGUCUGCUGCGGAAUCCAAGGAGCUCGCGGGCAAGCACAACGCCGAUCUCUCUUCCAUCCUUACCGAGAAGAACGAGUUGGAGCAGCAACACCAGGCCGUGAGCAGCCGGGUGGCGGAGCUCGAGCAGUCCCUUGCUGCUUCGGAGAGCGCCAAGUCGGAGCUGGAAGCUGUCCUGCAACAACUGGCCGCGUCCAAGGACGAAUUGUCCAACCUGAAGAGCCAGCACGAAACACUGUCGAGUGAACUCCAGGCGUGCAAGACGGAGAACCGGGCCAUGGAGGAGAAGUUGGAGCAAGGCGAGCGCGAUUUGAACAGCCAGAUUGACAAGAACAUGUCCCUCCUCAACCAGCUGGGCGAGGUGGACUCGUCGAUCGCGGCCAACCGCAAGCGGGUGCGCGAAUUGGAGGCCGAAGUCGCGGCAUUGAAGGCCGAGAAGGAUACGCAGGGCGGAUCGGUCGGGCUGGAGGGUAGCCGCUGGGCGGGCGAGAAGGAGGAGGCCGCGGAAGAUGGCAAGCAUUCAGGAACAGCUUAA